AUGGCCGCACAAGUCCACAUUGUCCGCCACGCGGAAUCUGUCCAUAACGUCUCUAAAGACUACACUCAACGUGAUCCGAGCCUAACACCACUCGGCCUUCAACAAGCUGCUCAGCUCGUCCACGAAUUCCCCUACUCCUCACAAGUUGCGGUAAUCAUCACCUCUCCGCUUCAACGCGCUAUUCAAACCGCCCUCGCUGCAUUUCCGCACGUGCUGGAUAAACGCUACUUUGAUCCUCACUCGGGACAAGGCAUUGAAAAUGGCUCAUUGCUCAUGAUAGACCCAGAACUACAAGAACGGAGUGCCUUCCCGUGUGAUACUGGUUCCUCUCGUGAAGUUCUAGAGGAGGCCUUCCACAUAGAUUUCAGUGAUUUGGCAGAGAACUGGCAUAUAAAGGAGGGACUGUACUCCCCAGACGACAAUGCCGUUAAUGUGAGGGCAAAAAGCAUGAGAACUCGUGUUGCUGAAGUAAUGGAUAAUUUGAAAGACAAGGAAAAGAGAGAUGUCGUGAUUGUCACACACGGAGUUUUCAUGAAAUUCUUGGUUGAAGAUCCGGAAAUUGACCUGCCAAAGGCGGGAUGGAAAAGUUACACCGUUGGAGAGAAUGGUUCUGGCAAAAUUCUUCUUCCGUUUUAG
Penicillium expansum is the source of this 636-nucleotide messenger RNA. Its product is annotated as histidine phosphatase family protein. The record is from RefSeq and is a predicted model, not a curated record. Lineage: Eukaryota; Fungi; Ascomycota; Eurotiomycetes; Eurotiales; Aspergillaceae. The coding region runs from base 1 to 636 and encodes 211 amino acids. The transcript has a single exon. Gene Ontology annotation, cellular component: cytoplasm. Gene Ontology annotation, molecular function: phosphatase activity.